CCGCGGCGCAGAGACGCAUGCGCGGCGCAGGGGAGGUGAGCGGCUGACGUCAGGCUUUCGUGUGCUGCCGGUAAACGGAGCGGUGCGGCCCGGCCCCUCCGGGCGGCGAUGGCGGCUGCCGGCGGCGGCCCGGGUGCGCCCGUGGAGACACCCGCCGCCACAGCCACUGCCUCCGCGGCGGAGGCCGGCGCGGUGCUGCAGCGGGAGCCGCUGUACAACUGGCAGGCCACGAAGGGGUCGCUGCGGGAACGCUUCGCCUUCCUCUUCUCGAACGAGCUGCUUAGCGACGUGCACUUCGUGGUGGGCAAGGGAGGCCCCCGCGGCGGCGGCGGUGCGGGCGCGGGGGCGUCCCCAGGGCCCGGCCAGCAGCGCAUCCCCGCGCACCGCUUCGUGCUAGCGGCCGGCAGCGCAGUGUUCGACGCGAUGUUUAACGGCGGCAUGGCCACCACCUCGGCUGAGAUCGAGCUGCCCGACGUGGAGCCCGCCGCCUUCCUGGCGCUCCUCAGGUUUCUUUAUUCAGAUGAAGUUCAGAUUGGUCCAGAAACAGUCAUGACUACUUUAUACACUGCUAAAAAGUAUGCAGUCCCAGCCCUGGAAGCACAUUGUGUGGAUUUUCUAACGAAGCACCUCCGAGCAGAUAAUGCCUUUAUGCUGCUUACUCAAGCUCGUUUGUUUGAUGAACCUCAGCUUGCUAGUCUUUGCCUUGACACAAUAGACAAAAGUACUAUGGAUGCAAUAAGUGCAGAAGGCUUUACUGAUAUUGAUAUAGACACACUGUGUGCAGUUCUAGAAAGAGAUACCCUUAGUAUUCGAGAAAGUAGACUUUUUGGAGCUGUUGUUCGCUGGGCAGAAGCAGAAUGUCAAAGACAGCAACUACCUGUGACAUUCGGAAACAAGCAGAAAGUCCUUGGAAGAGCUCUUUCCUUAAUCCGUUUUCCAUUAAUGACUAUUGAAGAGUUUGCAGCAGGCCCUGCUCAGUCUGGAAUUUUGUCAGAUAGGGAAGUAGUAAAUCUCUUUCUGCAUUUUACUGUCAAUCCUAAACCUAAAGUAGAUUAUAUUGAUCGACCAAGAUGUUGCCUUAGAGGAAAAGAAUGCAGCAUUAACAGGUUCCAGCAAGUGGAGAGUCGCUGGGGCUACAGUGGAACAAGUGAUCGGAUUAGGUUCACAGUUAAUAGAAGAAUUUCCAUAGUGGGAUUUGGAUUGUAUGGAUCUAUUCAUGGACCCACAGACUAUCAAGUUAAUAUACAGAUAAUUGAUUACGAGAAGAAUCAGACGCUAGGACAGAACGACACCGGAUUUAGUUGUGAUGGAACAGCCAGUACGUUCAGAGUUAUGUUCAAAGAACCUAUAGAGAUUUUGCCAACAGUUUGCUACACAGCUUGUGCAACAUUGAAAGGUCCUGAUUCCCACUAUGGAACAAAAGGCUUGAAGAAAGUGAUCCAUGAAUCUCCUACUGCUAGUAAAACCUGCUUUGUCUUUUAUAGUUCACCGGGUAACAACAAUGGUACAUCAAUAGAAGAUGGACAGAUACCAGAAAUAAUAUUUUAUACAUAAUUUCACAUGCUCAUCUCAAAUGCCUCAGCUUAUCAGUGGACUUCAGCUCACUGUUGGCAGCAGUUAAAAAAUUACACAGAAUGACAUGAAUGUGUGAGAGCAAAACUUGUUUGAGAGGUACCAGAAAAGCUGAUCUCUCUGCAUAAUUAUUGGCAGAAUGUAAUGUAAUUUUUCCACUUGACAAAAUAGCAAGUGGAGUAAGUACUCUGCAUAUUGUUUUAAAUAGUAUCUUGUGAUUAAUUUCUUUGUAUUUUCAUCCCUUUAUUUCUUAUGUAGUAAAAUAUUUUUUCUUGGUUUUUUUUUUUAAACUGGAAAGUCUUUGCUUGUGCUAAACUUCUUGUGUAUGUAACCACCAACCUGUCCUAAAAUGACAGUAAAGCUGCUGUAGUCCCAGCUUAUACUUCU
This is a messenger RNA of Melopsittacus undulatus (budgerigar), 1959 nucleotides long. RefSeq names its product BTB domain containing 1 (gene BTBD1). The coding region runs from base 109 to 1554 and encodes 481 amino acids. The record is from RefSeq and is a predicted model, not a curated record. The transcript is spliced from 8 exons. Gene Ontology annotation, molecular function: protein binding. Gene Ontology annotation, cellular component: P-body; cytosol. Lineage: Eukaryota; Metazoa; Chordata; Aves; Psittaciformes; Psittaculidae. Gene Ontology annotation, biological process: neurogenesis.